GGAAAGCUGAGAAGAAGAAAUGGAAAGAACUGAAGCUGUUAAAGAAACUGGAGAAACAGCGGAUGCAGGAGCUGGCAGAACAGGAAGCCCAGAAGCAGCAGGAGCAGGAGGAGGACAGAGGGCGUCACCACACGCUGAGCGUGGCCCUGCCAGGCUCCAUCCUGAACAACGCGCAGUCGCUGGAGCUGCGCACGUACCUCGCGGGACAGAUCGCUCGAGCCUGUGCCAUCUUCUGCGUGGAUGAGAUCGUGGUCUUUGACGAGCACGGAGAAGAUGUGAAGACCGUGGAGGGGGAAUUUGAAGGAAUUGGGAGGAAAGGCAAGGCUUGUGUGCAGCUGGCUCGGAUCCUGCAGUACUUGGAGUGUCCUCAGUACUUGAGGAAAUCCUUUUUUCCAAAGCAUGAGGAUCUGCAGUUUGCAGGGCUGCUUAACCCUCUGGACAGCCCCCACCACAUGCGGGUGGACGAGGACUCGGAGUACCGCGAGGGAGUCGUGCUGGACAAGCCAAUGAAGCCAGGCAGAGGCUCUUUUGUUAACUGUGGGAUGAGGAAGGAUGUGCAGAUCGACAGACAGCUGACGCCUGGUCUGCGAGUCACCGUGCACCUGCAGGAGUCUCAGAAUCCAGAAGCGAAAACACCUAAGGGCACCGUGGUGUCCUCGCACCACCCUCGGACUGUGUCAGGCUUGUACUGGGGCUACAGCGUCCGCCUGGCCUCCUGCCUGAGUGCUGUGUUUUCUGAGUGCCCAUUCAAGGAAGGCUAUGAUCUCUCCAUUGGGACCUCAGAGCGGGGCAGCUCCGUGGACCAGGUCACUCUUCCCUCCUUUAGGCAUGCCCUUGUUGUGUUUGGAGGCCUUGAGGGCUUGGAAGCUGGGGUUGAUGUGGACCCAAACCUGGACAUCACCGACCCAAGCGUCUUGUUUGACUUCUACCUGAACACCUGUCCCAGCCAAGGCAGCAGAACCAUCCGGACAGAGGAAGCACUGCUGAUCUCUCUGUCUGCACUAAGACCCCACAUCGAUGCAGCUGUGAAGACACCCAGUGACAGCUGA
This is a messenger RNA of Acanthisitta chloris (rifleman), 1049 nucleotides long. RefSeq names its product chromosome unknown open reading frame, human C9orf114 (gene SPOUT1). Gene Ontology annotation, biological process: miRNA processing; maintenance of centrosome location. Gene Ontology annotation, molecular function: miRNA binding. The annotation marks the transcript as partial. Lineage: Eukaryota; Metazoa; Chordata; Aves; Passeriformes; Acanthisittidae. The record is from RefSeq and is a predicted model, not a curated record. Gene Ontology annotation, cellular component: kinetochore; mitotic spindle; spindle pole centrosome. The transcript is spliced from 10 exons.